CGACGGCGCAACUAUAUAACCUCUGGCCGCAGAACAGAAAGAGGCGGAGAUUGUGGGUGUUGAUUUUUCAAAUUUCACUUACAGCUGACAGUCACACUUAGGAACAGGUUUCGGGUUCAGCAUGGUGGUGUUGUCCAAGGAGUAUGGUUAUGUGCUGCUGACCGGUGCCGCCAGCUUCGUCAUGGUCGCACACCUGGCCAUAAAUGUCGGCCGCGCACGCAAGAAGUACAAAGUGGAGUACCCUCAGAUGUACAGCGAUGAUCCUGAGAAUGGCAACAUCUUUAACUGCAUUCAGCGUGCUCACCAGAAUACCCUGGAGGUGUACCCCGCCUUCCUGUUCUUCCUAGCCAUAGGGGGGCUCCAUAACCCGCGCCUGGCCAGUGCCCUGGGGAUGACCUGGGUUAUCAGCAGAGAGGUGUACGCGCACGGCUACUCCACUGGAGACCCGAAGAAGCGGGCGCGUGGGAGUUUCGGGUCCAUCGCACUGCUGGGGCUGGUGGGCAUGACAGCCAAUUACGGCCGAAUCCUGCUGGGGUGGGUCAGGCCCUACCACCACUGAGCUCCCUCACCUGCACCACCGGCCUGGAGAGAGACGGAUCACGGGGAGACGGGGGGGGGGAGUGGGUGGGAGGGGAGAGCGGUAGUGAGCACCCACAGGACAGCGAGCAGAGGGCCACUCCACACUGGCCCGCGCCCAAUCCUGCGUGCCUGAAACACCUGCCAGCUGAACCUGAGCCGGUUCCUUUAGAGCCUGGGAAAUCUACAGGGGACUCGUAAAAUUAGUCUUUCCAAAGAACUGUAUUGUGAAAAUUGUGAACUGGGUAGCAGUGGCGGGACAUACAUUCCUAUGAGCGUGGAAACUAGAGUUUAAAAACAUUUUUUUAAACCCCUGGGACAGCCUGUGUGUUCUGUGAUGCACCUCACAGUACGUAGUUUUCAGAUAGUUGUUUGAAUAAGUGAGCUAACUUUAUAAGAAUAUUUUGUAUGGCAGAUUGCUCCUGCAAAGUAAAUAAUUCCUUCAAGUGACGUAAGAUCUGAGGGGAUCCUGUGUAGCUUUGGGUCAGAAGACUGUUUUGGAAGCUUUGUGAGAGACUGAAAGGAGAUCUCCAAAUGCACUCAUCCUUGGGAUACACUGAUUAUGGACUGGACCAGAUUAUGGCUUUUGACCCACAUGCUGAAUGCAAGUUACAACAGGUUUUACAGUGGAUUUUUGGAGGGUUGAAUAAAGAGGCCUGUGCUGCCAAUCAAGUUCUGUUUUUUAUGACUUGUGAUUGAUGCUGGUAACCAGACAUUUGGACAGACCCAGUUCUUCAUUCCACAUUCCUCCUCCUGAAAAUAUUGAAGUGAUCUGUAUGGGGGCCAAUUGUAGAACUGAAGGGCAGUGAUACUAUUAAUAAACUGAUUGUGGACAGGCAAAGCCAAGUUAUCCUGUCCCUGACUUACAGCAGAUGAUGGCAGGGAAUCACAGAUUUUGGGGAAACCUGGAAUAUUAAUCAAGAAUUUUAACAGCCUAGGAAUGUACGCAGCCCUCUUUCCUGUAGCAUAGUUGUUUCCUGGUUUGCAUUGUUGGCAUCACGGUUUCUGAAUUGAACUUCAAUUUUGGUUAAUGAGAGCCAUUUUUCUUCUGCAGCUUUCAAUUUGAUGACAAGAAUUUAAAAACUGAAAUAAACAGCUCUUUGUGAGCUAGAAAUUGUUCCAAAGGUCUGAUUAAGCAAGAGACUAGUUCCCAAUAGCUGUUGGGUAAGGAAUUCAGAGCCCUGUUGGACCAAAGUCCAGCAGGGAUUUGGGCUCCCAAGGAUGUGGGUCAGGUAGUCAUUUCCACAAUUUCCCGCAACUAAAAAUCUGCUGUGUGUGGUGUCUUCUGCAGCAUGGUGCUGAGAUACUUCAGCUGGAGGAAAGGUACAGCUGCUCUUCCGUCAGCUUUUAGAAGGGGGUGUUGAUAGUGCCCUCAGUUCCAUCCUCCUCACUCCUCCCUUAUCAUGAAACUUUAGCAUCUCUCUGCAGUUUACGGUGUUUAAUCAUGGAUGCCAAAUGUUGCAUUAUUAAAAAAAAUAAAAUAAAUCUUGAUAAUAAAAA
Messenger RNA from Lepisosteus oculatus (spotted gar), 2076 nucleotides. It is a transcript of the gene mgst3a, whose product is annotated as microsomal glutathione S-transferase 3a. Gene Ontology annotation, cellular component: nuclear envelope; membrane; endoplasmic reticulum. Lineage: Eukaryota; Metazoa; Chordata; Actinopteri; Semionotiformes; Lepisosteidae. Gene Ontology annotation, molecular function: glutathione peroxidase activity; glutathione transferase activity. The record is from RefSeq and is a predicted model, not a curated record.